AUGUACUCCUUGGACAGUUUGGAUCCUACAAGACCCCCAGAAGAAAAUGCCCCCAGUGUCAUGAACCACAUCACCCCUGAAGGGACCCAGUCCACUUGGGAUGGGGAUAUCCCUGCUAUUAACCAAGGUCUCAUCCCUGAAGAAUCCCCAGAGAGCAGCUUCCUUGUGGAAGGUGACAUCAUCAAGGCCCGUCCCUUCCAGAUGUUUUCUUCUGUCAGUUUCAAAUGGCCUAAGAAGGAUGGAAUUGUAGAAAUCCCAUAUCUCUUCUCCAGCAAAUAUGAUCAGCCCAGCCGGGAAGUCAUUCUGGAGGCCUUUGCUGACUUUGAGCACUUCACUUGUGUUAGGUUUGUUCCCCGGACAAACCAGAAGGACUUUGUUUCCAUCAUCCCUAUGUCUGGGUGCUUCUCCAGUGUGGGACACAGUGGCGGGAUGCAGGUGGCCUCACUGGCCUCCUUCUGUCUCCAGAAGGGCAAAGGCAUCGUGCUUCAUGAGUUCAUGCAUGUGCUGGGAUUCUGGCACGAGCAUUCCCGGGCUGAUCGGGACCGUUACAUCCACAUUUCCUGGAAAGAGAUCCGGCCAGGCUUUGAAAUCAACUUCAUCAAAUCCCAGAACAGCAACAUGCUGGUGCCCUAUGACUACACAUCCGUGAUGCACUAUGGGAGAUAUGCUUUUAGCAAGAACGGUAACACCACCAUCAUGCCACUGGCUGGACCGGACAUCCCCAUUGGUCAGCGGUGGAACCUAAGCACUUCAGACAUUGUUCGGGUCAAUAGGCUUUAUGAAUGCAGCCAGACUGUGAAGGGUCCAGGUAAGAAAGAGGAAUGA
Messenger RNA from Phascolarctos cinereus (koala), 825 nucleotides. It is a transcript of the gene ASTL, whose product is annotated as astacin like metalloendopeptidase. Gene Ontology annotation, biological process: proteolysis. The record is from RefSeq and is a predicted model, not a curated record. Lineage: Eukaryota; Metazoa; Chordata; Mammalia; Diprotodontia; Phascolarctidae. Gene Ontology annotation, molecular function: zinc ion binding; metalloendopeptidase activity.